AUGGCUGGUUUGAAUGAAAGGUUGCUGUUGAUUUCAGCAUUUGUAUUACGAUUGGUGUUUUACGUGUAUGGAAUUUAUCAAGAUGCAAACUUUCAAGUGAAAUAUACUGAUAUUGAUUAUUUUGUAUUCCAUGAUGCUGCUAUGUAUGUAUACCAUGGUGCAUCUCCUUAUUUGAGGGACACUUACCGUUAUACACCACUUUUGAGUUGGUUGUUAUCAUUCAAUUUCCAUUUAAAUUGGUUUGAUUUUGGUAAGUUGCUAUUUGUCUUAUUUGAUUUAUUUUCUGGUAUUAUAAUAAUGAAAUUGAUUAAACAAAACUCCAAGAUUUCCAACUCUAAAUUAUUGAUUUUGAGCAGUAUUUGGCUUCUAAACCCUAUGGUUAUCACUAUCAGUACUCGUGGUAAUGCUGAAAGUGUUUUAUCUUUCCUAAUUCUGUUAUCAAUUUAUUAUUUGCAAAAGGGAAAAUAUAUAUUAUCAGGAUUAGUCUAUGGGUUAUCGAUUCAUUUCAAAAUCUAUCCAAUAAUUUAUUCAUUACCUAUAGCAUUAUACAUAUAUCGUACUCCCAAAUGGUUUAGCAAGUUAUUGAAAAUGGGUUUAUCUACUUUAAUUACAACGAUUAUGUUAGGAUACAUGAUGUAUUCCAUUUAUGGCCAGGAAUUCUUGGAACAUUCGUACAUCUAUCAUUUCUAUAGAUCUGAUCACAGACAUAAUUUCUCAUUGUGGAACAUUCUAUUAUAUUUUGAUUCCGCAAUUAACAAUACCAAUUCCACAACUUUUACUUCAUUAUCAAAAUUUGCAUUUCUACCACAACUAUUGAUGACCUUCACUGUAUCCAUUCUAGUGUACUACAAUCCCACCUUUUUAACCUUAUUAAAGGUUCUAUUCGUUGAAACAUUUGCGUUUGUAACAUACAACAAAGUUUGUACGUCACAAUAUUUCAUCUGGUAUCUAAUUUUCUUGCCAUUCCUACUGGUUAACACUACAAUCUCAAAGCAGAAAGGUAUCGUAAUGAUCCUAGUAUGGGUCAUCACACAGGCUGCUUGGUUAUCACAAGGAUAUCUACUAGAAUUUAAAGGUGAAAAUGUCUUCUUUCCAGGUAUCUUCAUCACAGCAGUAGCUUUUUUCUUGGGAAAUAUUUGGUUAUUAGGCCAGUGUAUACAAGAUAUUAAGGGUUCUGCAAAAAUACAAUCAAAGAAAACAUUAUCUAAAAAACUUAAGUAA
Molecule: messenger RNA, 1221 nt
Organism: Vanderwaltozyma polyspora DSM 70294
Lineage: Eukaryota; Fungi; Ascomycota; Saccharomycetes; Saccharomycetales; Saccharomycetaceae
Gene: GPI14
Product: glycosylphosphatidylinositol-alpha 1,4 mannosyltransferase I
Exons: 1
Coding region: 1-1221 (406 amino acids)
Biological process (GO): GPI anchor biosynthetic process
Cellular component (GO): membrane; glycosylphosphatidylinositol-mannosyltransferase I complex
Molecular function (GO): GPI mannosyltransferase activity; alpha-1,4-mannosyltransferase activity
Source: RefSeq, a predicted model, not a curated record